Molecule: messenger RNA, 1296 nt
Organism: Aspergillus homomorphus CBS 101889
Lineage: Eukaryota; Fungi; Ascomycota; Eurotiomycetes; Eurotiales; Aspergillaceae
Product: tubulin beta chain
Exons: 9
Coding region: 1-1296 (431 amino acids)
Biological process (GO): mitotic cell cycle; microtubule cytoskeleton organization
Cellular component (GO): microtubule; cytoplasm
Molecular function (GO): structural constituent of cytoskeleton; GTP binding; GTPase activity
Source: RefSeq, a predicted model, not a curated record
AUGCGCGAGAUUAUUUAUAUCCAAACUGGCCAGUGUGGUAAUCAGAUCGGCAGUUCCUUCUGGCAAACGAUCUCCCGCGAACAUGGCUUGGAUGCCACCGGCGUGUACCGCGGUGCAUCUGCUUUGAAGCUGGAGAGGAUGAACGUCUAUUUCAAUGAAGUCGCCGGCAGAAAGUAUGUUCCCCGCGCGGUCCUCGUCGACUUGGAGCCAGGAACCAUGGAUGCAAUUCGAUCCGGUCCCAUCGGUUCUCUGUUUCGGCCCGACAACUUUAUAUUUGGGCAGUCUGGCGCGGGAAACAACUGGGCCAAAGGCCAAUAUACCGACGGUGCAGAGUUAGUGGAUCAAGUCGUCGAUGUUAUUCGCAGAGAAGCAGAAGCGUGCGGGUGCGUCCAAGGCUUCCAGGUCUCCCACUCGCUGGGUGGCGGUACAGGGUCCGGUAUGGGCACCCUCUUGAUCUCAAAAAUCAAAGAAGAAUUUCCCGAUCGGAUGAUGGUCACAUUCUCUGUGAUGCCUUCCCCCAAAGUGUCUGAUGCUGUCGUCGAGCCGUAUAACGCUAUUCUCUCGGUCCAUCAGUUGAUCGAGCAUGUGGACGAAACCUUUUGUCUGGAUAAGGAGGGUCUCUACGAUAUCUGUACGCGCACGUUGAAGCUGGACUGCCCUAGCUAUAACGAUCUCAACCACUUGGUCUCAGCAGUUAUGUCCGGCAUCUCGGUAUGUCUUCGAUUCCCUGGCCAACUCAACUCCGACCUGCGUAAAUUGGCUGUGAACAUGGUCUCAUUCCCACGCUUGCAUUUCUUCAUGGUAGGCUUUGCACCGUUGACCAGCCGCGGGGCUCAUCCUUCCGGGCAUCCGAACAAUAUGAUGGUUUCCUGCAAUUUCAAUCAUGGCCGCUUUCUGACGUGCUCGGCUCUAUUUCGCGGCCGGAUCUCCAUGCGUGAAAUCGAGGACCAGAUGAACCAGGUCCAGAACAAACACGCCGGAGCCUUCGUCGAAUGGAUCCCGAACAGCGUGCAGACGGCCCACUGCUCCGUGCCGCCGCAGGGUCUCCGGAUGUCGGCGACGUUCCUGGGCAAUUCCACCGCGAUCCAGGAAAUCUUCCACCGGGUGGGCACGGACUUUGCGAAGCUGUUCCGCCCCAAGGUGCUCCUACACUGGUACACGGUGGAAGGAAUGGAGGAGAUGGAGUUCACCGAGGCGGAAAGCAAUCUGCAUGACCUGAUCGCGGAGUAUCAGCAGUACCAGGAUGCAUCUGCCGCUGCUCUGUCAGAGGAGGAAAUCUAUCGUUCAAGAGUCUAG